Molecule: messenger RNA, 1305 nt
Organism: Prorocentrum cordatum
Lineage: Eukaryota; Dinophyceae; Prorocentrales; Prorocentraceae
Source: the annotation of a GenBank genome assembly
AUGAGGUGGCGAGCGGGACCUCCUCGUGGUUCGGGACCGAUUCCUACCUGCUUCGGCGACACCUGCGAGGACCUCAGGACGAGCCACCUGACGUGCUACCCGACUCGGGAGCUGAGCGGCGACCCCUUCGGCGUCCCGUGGGAGGAGGUCCCCGUCGAGGACCACUACCCCAACGCCUCCGCCAGGGAGUACUACCUCGGGGCGAACCUCAUUGGAGGCCCAGGCGAGAUCCUGAGCUGCCCGGAGGAGGCGUUCACGACGCAGGGGUGCGGCGCGCGGCGCCUGGCGUACCUCAGGGCGCGGGGCGGGUCGCUCGGGGGCCGACGCCGCGCGCCGGGGGCGGGCGUCCUGUUCCGCGCCGCCCAGGCGUGCCCGCGUCGCGACAAGAAGUCGGGCCGGGAGGUCUGCGUUGCCUGCGGCUUCUGCAGAGGCGGCCGCUGCGCAGAGGGCCUGCGAGGCACGCGCGUGGGCCGGGUCGGCCAGUGGCGCGGCGCGGCGGCGGCGAUGCGGGCCGGGCUCGUGGCUGGCGCCGUCGUGGCGCUCGCCCAGGUGCAGAUGCGGACGGCCCAGUGCUCCGACGACACGAGCUCGAAGGCGCGGCUGGACGCCUACGACCGCGGGCACUGCACCUCCAGGGGGCAGAUCUCUGAGGUGUACCUGGGGGUCCACCUCGAGACCGGGAUACCGGUGGCGCUGAAGAAGACGGCGAGGUUCGGCGAUCUGCAGGAGGCCGUGCAGAGGGAGUGCGAGAUGGAGGCCGGUCUUCUGAUGGCGCUGGACCACCCGCACCUGAUCAGGUAUCACGAGCACUUCCUCCACGAGGGAGACCUGUACCUCGUGAUGGAGCCGGCCAUGGGCGGCACGCUCGCGCAGAAGGUGGAGUCCGCGAGGAGCCUGGGCUCCCCCAUGGACGAGGCGCUGUUGUGGCGGUGGCUCUCUGACGUCUCCAGCGCCCUCGUCUACCUCCACAGGCGGCGCGUCCUCCACCGCGACAUCAAGCCCUCGCACGUCUUCCUCGGCCAGGACGGCGCCGCGAAGUUGGGUGACUUCGGGCUCUCGAGGGAGCUGCAGACGGCGACGCAGUGUGCCCUCUCGUGCGUCGGGACCCCGUUCUACAUGAGCCCCGAGAUCGUUAAGGGCGAGGGCUACGCCUUCGCCUCCGACGUCUGGAGCCUCGGCUGCACGCUGUACGAGUGCGCCAUGUUCUUCUCGCCCUUCUACCGCAGCGACAUGGACUUCAUGGCGCUCGGCUCCGCCAUCUGCUCCGCGAGCUACCGGCCGCUGCCGCCAGACCAGUGGACCCAG